Molecule: messenger RNA, 606 nt
Organism: Teleopsis dalmanni
Lineage: Eukaryota; Metazoa; Arthropoda; Insecta; Diptera; Diopsidae
Exons: 2
Coding region: 89-550 (153 amino acids)
Source: RefSeq, a predicted model, not a curated record
UAAACAGCUGAUUUAAAAAACAUUAUGAAACUUUUGUUUUUAUAAUUUGCCAAAUACAUUUUUAUAUAUUUUAACUUGAUAAUUUAAUAUGUUGCGGCAAUUACGUACAUUAAGUAAACGAUUACCACAGAGUUACUGUGCAACAUUUCGUGGUUAUUCAGUAAAAUCGGCAAAUAUUUCAACAAGAACAGAGGCUAAAGAAAAUCUGGAUGCUCCAGUACAGUUUUUCGGAAGUCAAGCGGCAAGUUGGAGUGCAAGAGCAACACGCAGUGGAGGUGCAGAUGAUCCAAAUGCGUUGCCCUAUCAACCAUAUGUUAUUUCUAUAAGUUUGGGAAUUUUUAUUUUAUAUUUUUUGGUCUUUCGAGAGGAAAACGACAUUGAUAUUAAAUUAGGUGGUAAUCUAUAUGAUCAUGUACGUGGCUUAGAAGAAAAUCAAUUAUAUCUUGCUUACAAAUAUAACAUAGAAAAUGGAUUGGAUACAAAAGAUAUAGAAAGGCGGCUUAAAGAAUUGGGCAUUGACAUUAAACAGGUUAUAGAAGAAAAUAAUUAAUUUUUUAUUUAUAAAAGUCAUAUGUACAAUUAAUAUGCUUUAUUUAUUUAAAUUCG